AUGGUAGGCUCACGUUUUGACACUUUUGAAGGCAAUUUUACAGAUCUGCGAAAAGACGUUCAACAGCCGGAACAGUCUGAAAGCGCACCAGAACCGUUAUGACUUGCUCGUCACUUGCAAGUUUUGCGGCAUCAAUUCGGGCACCUACAGGUGUAUUCAGGUAACUGAACAUUCACUUAUUUCGAUUUGAUUUGGUUGAAUUCACAGAUACAUAUGCACAAAUUCCAUUCUAAACCUGCUGAAAGACCUGCUGAAAGACAUGAGUGCUCUCUUUUCUUUGAUCAACAGACGGUAAGACAAUACCGCCCAUUCAAAGCAAUGCAUCUCAGUUGCCGGUGAAGAUAUCUCAAAGUUGUUAACUGAUAGAAUGUGCACAAUGACUUGAUAAACAUUUCAUCAGUUGACAGCGUUUUGAUAUCUUCAACGGCAAUUGAGAUAUGUUGUCUAGAAUGACCAAUAUUUGGGUGCCUAAAGUCAAAGUCAGUCUUUUUCAGGUGGAAUCUCAGCAACAAAUAGUUCCAGAAAGUUCUCAGAAAGUGUUCAGCCCACCAGUGACAAGUUAUUCUUCGCCCGAUGAGACAAUAGUCCGAGUGAAAACAUUUAAGGUACUUUUGAGCAAAACCUAACUCGCUAGGUACAAUCAAGGUGUCUUAAGAAUAUCUUUAGAUUAUUGCUGCAUUAUUAAACAUUCCAGGUGCGCACGCGUGCUCAUUCCUCCCCACACUAUGACAUUUCCGAUUAUUUCUCCACUGAUUGUGAGAAACCUUCAUCGAAACCAGCAUUGGAAGUGGUAGGCGUUUGCAAACAAGGUUCAAAUCAAAAUUUCCAACAUUUCAGAGAACUUUCACGUGCACCGUUGUCUCCAAGCGUGCUCCUGAACAAAUUCGCUGUCCAUCUGGUCGCUCCGAGCCUACAGAUGACAAAACGUUACCUAAAGUAGGCGUUUGGAAUUGGAUCGUUCUGAAAUGGACUAAUUUCAGGAUAUUCCUCUAAAUCAUGCCAAAACGCUUGUAUCCUACCAAUUGGAGUCGGCUCCGGAGAGCACAAAGAUGCCAUAA
Molecule: messenger RNA, 1058 nt
Organism: Caenorhabditis sp. 36 PRJEB53466
Lineage: Eukaryota; Metazoa; Nematoda; Chromadorea; Rhabditida; Rhabditidae
Source: the annotation of a GenBank genome assembly